Messenger RNA from Saccoglossus kowalevskii, 444 nucleotides. RefSeq names its product mesocentin-like. Lineage: Eukaryota; Metazoa; Hemichordata; Enteropneusta; Harrimaniidae. The record is from RefSeq and is a predicted model, not a curated record.
AUGCCUACUGGUGGCUUACUGGUGACUAACCAUCACUUACUUGCAUACUGCCAUCUACUUCCUACUAGUGGUCAACCACUGCCUACUGAUGGCCAACCACUGCCUACUUAUGACCAACCACUGCCUACUGGUGGCCAAUCACUGCCUACUGAUGGCCAACCACUGCCUACUGAUGGCCAACCAUUGCCUACUUAUGACCAACCACUGUCUACUGAUGGCCAACCACUGCCUACUUAUGACCAACCGCUGCCUACUGGUGGCCAAUCACUGCCUACUGAUGGCCAACCACUGCCUACUGAUGGCCAACCAUUGCCUACUUAUGACCAACCACUGCCUACUAGUGGUCAACCACUGCCUACUGAUGGCCAACCACUGUCUACUGAUGGCCAACCACUGUCUACUGAUGGCCAACCACUGCCUACUGAUGGCCAACCAGUCUACUGA